This is a messenger RNA of Musa acuminata AAA Group (dessert banana), 1840 nucleotides long. Its product is annotated as beta-1,3-galactosyltransferase 7. Gene Ontology annotation, molecular function: beta-1,3-galactosyltransferase activity. Lineage: Eukaryota; Viridiplantae; Streptophyta; Magnoliopsida; Zingiberales; Musaceae. Bases 202 to 1395 code for a protein of 397 amino acids. The transcript has 11 exons. The record is from RefSeq and is a predicted model, not a curated record. Gene Ontology annotation, cellular component: Golgi membrane.
CUCCCCGUAGGAAACGCCUGAGAUCGAUGAACAUGAAUCCAACGAAGCCCCGACAAAAGCCUUCCGGAUCCCGGUUCGUGACACCGGCCGUCGCCUGAGAUCAAUCCACGAGGUUCCGAUUAAGCACCGGCGUCAUACCCCGGACCCCAUUUCCGUCACCGACCUCUUUGAACCGAAGAAGAGCAGCGGGAGGAGGGUGAGAUGAGGGGGCGGAGCGGUGGCUGCGAUCGGAGAGUGUCCUUCCGAUGGAUCGUCAUUCUCUGCCUCUGUAGCUUCGCUCUCGGAAUGCUCCUCACGGACAAGUUUUGGACGGUCCCGGAUGUCAACAACCCUAUCGUCUCGAGCAGGCGGAAGACGGAACAAGAGCUGCAGAUCAUCUCGGAAGAUUGUACCACCAAAAGAAAGCAUGCGGACGAUAAGGAUGUGAUGGGGGAGGUCACCAGGACCCAUGAAGCCAUACAAUCUUUGGAUAAGGCGAUCUCCACGCUGCAGAUGGAGCUUGCUGCGAAGCGGAGCGCCCGGGAGCUGAUCAGCGAGGACGGCUCCCCGUCGAUCGAUGCCUCCAGGCGGCCGCGGAAGAAGGCUUUUGUGGUGAUAGGGAUCAACACCGCAUUUAGCAGCAGGAAGAGGAGGGAUUCGGUCAGAGCGACGUGGAUGCCCCAAGGUGAAAAGCUUCAACAGCUAGAACGCGAAAAAGGAAUUGUUGUUCGUUUCAUGAUUGGCCACAGUGCGACAUCUCACAGUAUUCUAGAUAAGGCUAUUGAUUCAGAGGAAGCUCAGCACAAUGACUUUCUCAGGCUGGCACAUGUGGAAGGUUACCAUGAACUUUCUGCAAAAACAAAAAUAUUCUUUUCCACUGCAGUUGCCACAUGGGAUGCUGAAUUCUACGUCAAGGUGGAUGAUGAUGUCCAUUUGAAUCUAGGUAUGCUAGCCACAACUCUUGCUCGACACAGAUCAAAGCCCAGAACGUACAUUGGAUGCAUGAAGUCUGGGCCAGUACUUUCUGACAAAAAUGUGAAGUACCAUGAACCUGAAUAUUGGAAGUUUGGAGAAGAAGGAAACAAGUACUUUCGCCAUGCUACUGGGCAGAUAUAUGCUGUCUCAAAAGAUCUGGCUACUUACAUCUCAAUCAACCAUCCAAUACUUCACAAGUAUGCCAAUGAAGAUGUAUCAUUAGGCUCAUGGUUCAUCGGACUGGAAGUCGAACAUAUUGAUGAGAGGAGUAUGUGCUGUGGAACGCCACCAGACUGCGAGUGGAAGGCCCAGGCAGGAAACGUAUGUAUUGCAUCAUUCGACUGGAGUUGCAGCGGUAUAUGCAAAUCGGUGGAGAAGAUAAAGGAUGUCCAUGAAAGAUGUGGUGAAGGAGAUGGAGCUGUUUGGAGUGCUUUAUUCUAACCGGGGAUUGAUGUUAGUUUGACUAUUUACGCACUCAUACAACUAGAGAGGCAUCUCCUGACGGAAACAAUGAACAUUACAAGCAAGAUCAAAUCCGACGAUUAGUGAAGAUCAAGUUUCCCUGUAAAAGACCAUAAGAUGAACGGGCUGUCAUCUCGUCAGUUGGGAUAUUGAGGUUACACUUAUGCUUCUGGUUGAUUCUUGAUCGAAAAGCUUGUACUGGUUUGAGAAACUCGAUUAGAUGGAGAUGAAACUGCUACUAAUGCACACAAGAGCUAAGCUGUAGUUCUGAUGUGUAUCCAGUGGGAUUUUUUGUCACUCCAAAGAUAAGAAUUCUUUAGUUAGUCGAUUGUUAUUUGUUCUCAUAUGUAUGGUGUCUGCUCAGUAUGAAUUUGUAGGUGCACCGCACUGCUGAAUGUUUGUAGGAAAAGAGCUACUUCUUCCA